Molecule: messenger RNA, 1256 nt
Organism: Drosophila novamexicana
Lineage: Eukaryota; Metazoa; Arthropoda; Insecta; Diptera; Drosophilidae
Product: alpha-1,3-mannosyl-glycoprotein 4-beta-N-acetylglucosaminyltransferase B-like
Exons: 3
Coding region: 172-1236 (354 amino acids)
Biological process (GO): protein N-linked glycosylation
Cellular component (GO): Golgi stack; endoplasmic reticulum; endoplasmic reticulum-Golgi intermediate compartment
Molecular function (GO): acetylglucosaminyltransferase activity
Source: RefSeq, a predicted model, not a curated record
AGUAGCCCACAGCUCGCCGGAAUGCGGACGUUUUGGCCUUUGUCGUUCAAAAAACUUAAAAAUGUAAUUAUUUUCAAUAUGUAUGGCCAAUCAAUUUGUGCUGCAAUUCGGAUUGGUCAUGGAAUCGAUAACGCAUGCUGGGUCGUCAGUCGGCAGUCCAAAUAAACCGGAAUGAGUCGAGUAUGUCUCAAAACUCCACAAGGACUUUCAGAAGACCAAGGCUAUGAUGAAGAGACAUGUGUCUUUAAAAUACGUUAUUGCAAUUAUAUAUUGAUUGCUACGAUAAUAAUACUGGCAUCUUACCGACUGUGCCUAAUCGUAUGGGAUCCACAACGAAAUUCCAAACAGUUGCCGCUGCGCAAUGCAUCGCAUCUGACCCAAGCACCUGGCCUGGUGCCAGCUGAGAAUCGAGGCAAGAUUGCUGCCUUUCGUUUCACACCACAUCUGCUGGACAUCAUGGCAUCUUCACGUCCUGCGUAUCUAAGAAGCCAGGGUCGCACUGGUGUAAGCAUUGUGCUGGGCGUGCCCACAGUGCAGCGCAGGAAACAAUCGUAUCUGCGAAGUACUUUGUACAAUCUCAUAGAGAACAUGAAUGCGGAAGAGCAGAACGAGACGCUCAUCAUUGUCUACAUUGGAGAGAUGGAUGGGUCAGUUAUAGAGCGGAUUGUUCAUCAAAUCGAGUUGAGCUUCAGAGGACAUAUCGCGAGCGGACUUAUUGACAUUAUUGCGCCAGCGCCCGACUACUAUACCGACUUUGAGGAACAUGUGAGCUGGCACAGCAAGCAGAAUCUGGAUAUUGCAUAUCUAAUGGCUUAUGCCCACUCCAAAGGCAUCUACUAUGUGCAGCUGGAGGACGAUGUAUUGACCCAGCGAGAUUUUCUAACCACCAUGCGAAAAUUUGCGCUCAUUAAACUGGCUUUAGCUAAUCCGCUUGAACCUUGCUGGUUUGUCUUGGACUUUUCUCCGUCCAGCUUGGUUGGCAAGCUGUUUAAAGGCGCCGAGCUGCCCUAUCUGAUAACCUUUAUACAAUUAUUCAACAAGGAUAUCUCCAUGCUCAAGAUGCUCUUGCACUUUAUACAGCACACACUUUGCCACAACGAUUCGGUGCAUUGUCAACGGGACAUGACAAAAUAUUGGCCACACUUCGAUGUGCCCUUAUUCCAGCACAUUGGCAGCCUCACGUUCAAGGAAAAGUUACGAAUGUUAGAGCACAAACAAGCUGACAACAGAAAUUAAGAAAGCCGACAAUUCAGAGG